Messenger RNA from Stereum hirsutum FP-91666 SS1, 1560 nucleotides. RefSeq lists its product as uncharacterized. NCBI's taxonomy places the organism in Eukaryota, Fungi, Basidiomycota, Agaricomycetes, Russulales, Stereaceae. The record is from RefSeq and is a predicted model, not a curated record. The transcript is spliced from 3 exons. Bases 391 to 1560 code for a protein of 389 amino acids.
CCGACCUGUUCACAGUCCGGCACACUGACCUUGUCUAUCAAACAUGGCACUCUUUGGGAUGUCUUUCAUUCUUAGACCUGAGAAUACUGACCUUCAGUGAGUAUCACUCGCCACCCAGGGUCAUCGAAGGUCGUGGAGACAAAAUCGCGACCAACGAUUGAGUUGCCAUCAAAGAAAUCCAGGGCAGCACUGCUCUCGGAAUCCGAUUCGUCUGCCAUCUGCAGGGUCGUCCCAGGCCCUUGGACGCUGGUCAACCACACGCGAACGCGAGCCCGAUCUCGAUUGCGACUCGACUAUUUUCCAACUGUUCGCUUGAUGUAAUACGACACGCAAACGGAAGAAGCGUCAUAAUCAACGGUGACGCGUUCAGCAUCCUUCCAUUCGCGCGACAUGGUAUUGCACACGAUGCAUAACGCAGGCUCUACCUCCUCCCUGGCGUCCUCCGCUUCAGGGUCGUCUAUCUCUUCCCCGCCACCAUACCAUACCGGCGUCGUCCCUCCGCAGCGCUCAGGAAAGCUGAGGCGUCUUCCCACUCCUCCUUCAUCCGCGUCCCUUUCUCUCACUCUUCCGAGCGAGUCCUUACCUCCGAGAACUCACUCGCUAACGCCUCGCGCCUCUAUCUCUUCCACCAAAUCUCUCGGAAUACGUCCACUCCCUACACCCCCGUUAUCCCCAUCUUCGUCUACAAUUCUCGCCAACCCUGAACCGAGUCCAGCGCCAUCCCUAUUAUCACCACCGUAUGAAACAUCAUCCAUACGCCAACGAACCUGUCGUGCUCAGGUCUCCCUUCCGAUCAUCUCCACGACUCGUCUUCUGCCUGUGCCACCUUCGUCAUCAUCAGCAGUAGCGAUGCCGCCCGCGGCCUCACCCCUGAGUCCCGAAGCACCGAGUGUAGAAGAGCUGAGGUCGAAGAAUCUGUCCAAGUUGAGGAGACAUUUAGGGAAGAGUGUUCCCGCGGAUUUGGUCAUCAAGCCUAUCGCAUGCGACGAUGAUUCAGAGGGCGAAGACGAGGGCGUCGAAGGAGACUGGGUAGGCGAUGAUGACGACGACGAUACUUAUCGGUAUGGGAGGUUAGCGGAGGAAAGGGAGAUGACGACAGUAGCGCCUGCUACACAGAAGUGGAAGAGGUCGGGAGGCGUCACCUGGGCCGUGAAGCCGUCAACACCCGUCUCACCCCCCGUCUUCGCUGUCAUCGGUCCUGACGGCCAACCUCUGCACGAGAAACCAUCACAUAAAUCCUCGUCGUCUUUCUCUACUUCUGCUUCUGAAUCAUCCGCCUCCCUCGCUACCAUGUCUUCCUCGUCAUCGUUAUAUGCGGCCAACGACUCGAGACCCAGUGUGGCGAGUGGCCCUGGGAUGUGGCUUCAGCGUAAACCGCUUGGAUGUCUCCUGCCGAAAUCACCUCCGUCCAUCGAACCUUUGGGCAUCCAGCUUCCACCUGGUGAUUCCGAUACGGAGAGGAAAGUUAACAGUCGGCUUUGGAUGAGGGAGGUUCGAGGGGACAGGACGGUAGAGACCGAUUACGAGGAUAUCAUGAAGGUCCUGCGCUCUCUGCAUUAG